Molecule: messenger RNA, 9122 nt
Organism: Lepisosteus oculatus (spotted gar)
Lineage: Eukaryota; Metazoa; Chordata; Actinopteri; Semionotiformes; Lepisosteidae
Product: rho GTPase-activating protein 21
Biological process (GO): signal transduction
Molecular function (GO): protein binding; phospholipid binding
Source: RefSeq, a predicted model, not a curated record
AGGCUCGCGCACACUCCCGGACGUGUCUGGUGCGCUCGAGCACUGCGAGGAGGGUCAGUCCUGGGGAAGCACUGCCGGGCUGCAGCUCUGGCUCUGGACGCCCGCGGGCGAGAGGAGAGAGGUGGGGAGGCAGGCCUGCGCCGCUCCCUCUGCCCAGCCUGGUGUGUGUGGCCGCGGGAAUGGGGCGUCGCUGGGGAGCCCCUCGGGAGUGAAGAGCCCGGGAUGUGCGACCCCGAUCCGGUGGAGCUGGGCUGCCAGUGGGCCCAGCUGGCCGGGUUAGACGGCCUCUGGUUCAAGCUCCUCGCUCGGGCGGGCUGCAGGGACGUGGAGCUGGGUCUCAAGUGCUGUGAUGGGGUUUCCUGGGGAAGAAUACUAGUGUCUUCUAAAAGGAACUGUGGCGAUUACGGGGCCAAGCAGAAGGAUGCGCAGGAGCAGAGCGCGCUGGCGUCGCCCGCGGAGGAGGAGCCCUUCUCCUGGCCAGGCCCGAAGACGCUGCGGCUCCGCCGGACCUCCCAGGGCUUCGGCUUCACGCUGCGCCACUUCAUCGUCUACCCGCCCGAGUCCGCUGUCCACUCGUCCCUGAAGGAUGAAGAAAAUGGCAACAGAGGGAGACAGCGAAACAGACUGGAGCCCAUGGAUACCAUCUUUGUGAAGCAGGUGAAGGAGGAAGGCCCUGCCCAUACUGCUGGACUUUGCACAGGGGACAGAAUUGUGAAAGUGAAUGGAGAAAGUAUAAUUGGAAAGACUUACUCCCAAGUAAUAGCCUUGAUUCAGAACAGUGACACGUUUCUUGAGCUGUGUGUGAUGCCAAAAGAUGAAGACAUUCUACAGCUGUUUUCAAGGGAUAUCACAGCUCUGGCGUAUUCCCAAGAUGCGUACCUUAAGGGCAACGAAGCGUACAGCGGGAAUGCCCAGAACAUCCCGGAACCCCCUCCUCUGUGUUAUCCUCGGAUAGAUGUUAAACCCGCCGUGAUGGCUCAGGUCCCCGAUGCUUCCCCGUCCCCCGAGGCGGCGCGGGGCGCGCCCCAGGGCAGUGGGCCGGCAGGCAGAGCGGCCUGGCCGGCCGUGGCCCCGGGGGGGCCCCCCGAGCUCGGGUACCGCCGGGAGAUCACCGUGCCCCCCUCGCCCCCGCAGCUGCCCAAGACCAAGGCCCUGGUGUGCGUGUACCAGGACGCCAUCAGGACUGUCGUCGUGCCGCCCGAGGCCAUUGAGCGGGGAGGCCGGGCGAGCCGAGCGGGGCCCCCUCACAGAACCGAGGAGAACCGGUACGGCUCCGAUAAGGCCAGGGCGCCCGCUGCGCCAUCUUCCUCGGGCGGGCAGAAGCAGUUCCCCCUGUCCAGGGCAGCGGAGUCUCCUUUAUUCCCUUCCGGAGGCCGGCCGGUCCAGUUCCCGGGGUCACCCGACGGCCCCUCGGGCUCCGUCGGCCCCGCGCUGACCGCUGCUGGCGACCCCUUUCCCGCGGGGCCGAAUCACUACUCCCCCUCUUCUUCCUCUUCCUCCUCUACCUCGCCUGCAGCCCACCAGCACAUCGACUGGCGGAAUUACAAAACGUACAAGGAGUACAUCGACAACAAGCGACUGCACAUGUACGGCUGCCGGACCAUCCAGGAGCGGCUGGACAGCCUGCGGGCCGCCUCCCAGAACUCGGCCGAUUACAAGCAGGCGGCGGCGGCCCCCGGCCCGUGGGGGGUGGGAAGCGUACAGGUCCGCCGGAGGAGCACGUCUCACGACCGGGCGUAUUCGAACGCGGCGGCCGCGCCCAUGCGCAGCGCCUCCCAGGACCGUCUCGGAGGGGGCGAGCAGGCGGCCGCCCUGAAGGACUGGCCAAGGAGUGCCUCCCAGGAUGCUCUCACUUCGCCGCUGGCGGGGCCGCCGAAGCCGCGCGCGCGCUCUUGCGACUACCUGGGCAGGCAGACCGAGACGCCGCCAGGGGACGGCUUCGUGGCGGGAGCCCCCGGGCGGGUCGGGGACAGGCAGACCCGCGGCAGGGCCGAGCUGGAGGACAGACCCCUGCCUUACUACGAGGGGGCCAGGCAGCCCAGCAGGCAGUCCUCCUCCGUGCGGACUGCCCACCCACCCCACCGGACUCCGACAGGCUACAGCCCGGACAUCCGCAUGGGCGGGGGCAGUUUCAGGGGAAUUUCUGUCCUCCCUCCCUUUCCGAAAGGUACAGAACAAUUGCACACCUCAAGGGCAGACAGUCUGCCUCAUGACGCCCCUCACGCUGUGGACAGAGCCUCGCGAGCUGUGGGCAAGACCCCCGUCACGGACCCCUCCCCUUACGCCGCGUCCGCGGUGCCCGCCGGCCAGGGUCCCGGCGGCUCAAGUGCACUCAAAGACCAAAGAGCGGUCGCCGGCGGCCACCUCCCCCACGCUGCCCCGCACCUGCAGCCGCGGGCCCGAGCCGAUGGCGCGCGGGAGCCUGCGUCCUGCUCCGCGGCCUUCAGAGGGAACAGCGGUGGGAAGGAGCAGGGCGAAGUGAGCGGGGCGGCCGAGGGCCUGGCGGUGGUCUUGCGCGAAAAGCCCCCCUCUGGCAGGCACACGCCUCAGCCCCUGCGGCACCCGUCUUACAUCCUGGCGGUGAACGAGCCCGAGGGCGGCCCCCCGGCCGAGCCCACCUGCUGGCUGCCCAACGACGCGCGGCGGGAGGUCAACAUGAAGCGGCUGGGGGAGCAGCGCAGGGCGUCGGGCUCCAGUCCUCCGGAUGACUCCCUGGCGUCUAUCCCCUUCAUAGAUGAGCCUUCCAGCCCCAGCGUUGACCAUGACGUCGCACACAUUCCAGCUUCUGCUGUGAUUUCUGUCGCACCAGCCAUAACUACAAUCCCCCCCAGCCCAACCUCUCCAUCUCCUGUCAUUCGGCGCCAGCUGUCUCAUGACCAAGAUUCUCUUAGGAUCACUAUUCUGGAGUCCCAGUCUGGUACGAAAACAGAGCGAUCAAAAUCGUACGAUGAAGGAUUGGAUAAUUACAGAGAAGAAGGAAGAUCAAGAUCAUCCAUUAAACACGUGUCCAGUCUGAAGGGAAUUAAAAAGGCUGUGGACGGCCAGAAGUCUUCUGAAGAUUCGGGGUCGAGAAGAGAUUCUUCCUCUGAUGUUUUUAGUGAUGCGACUAAGGAAGGGUGGCUUCAUUUCCGCCAGCUGUCCACAGACAAGAGCAAGCGCGUGGGAGGCGGGAUCCGCCCGUGGAAGCAGAUGUACGCGGUGCUGCGAGGUCCCUCGCUGUGCCUCUACAAGGACAAGAAGGAGGCGCUGGCGCACGGCUCUUCCCAGGCCGAGGAGGAGCUGCAGCAGCCCAUCAGCAUCAGGGCCUGCCUGAUCGACAUCUCCUACAGCGACACCAAGCGCAAGAACGUGUUCCGCCUCACCACCUCCGACUGCGAGCACCUCUUCCAGGCCGAGGACAGGGAGGACAUGCUCUCCUGGAUACGGGUCAUUCAGGAGAACAGUAACCUGGAUGAAGAGAACGCGGCCGUUACCAGCCGAGAUCUAAUAAGCCGGAAGAUAAAGGAGUACAACACGAUGAUGAGCUCGCCGAGCAGCAGGACGGAGCCCUCGCCGAAGCCGUCCCGGCAGUCCAUCCGGCAGGCUUUCCUGGGAGGCAAGGGGGAUCCCAAGGCCCAGAGCCCGCACUCGCCGAAGCACGAUUCCGAAAGAAAGCCGCUCCAUAAAGAUGACAGCAGUCCACCAAAGGAUAAGGGAACCUGGAGGAAAGGCAUUCCUGGGCUAAUGAGGAAACCUUUUGAAAAGAAGACUGCAGCUGGGGUGACUUUUGGAGUUCGACUGGACGACUGCCCACCUGCUCAAACAAACAAAUUCGUGCCGUUAAUCGUGGAGAUCUGCUGCAAGCUGGUGGAGGAGAGGGGUCUGGAGUACACAGGUAUUUAUCGUGUUCCAGGCAACAACUCUGCCAUCUCCAGCAUGCAGGAGGAGCUCAAUAACAAGGGCAUGAGCGACAUCGACGUGCAGGACGAUAAAUGGCGGGAUCUGAAUGUGAUCAGCAGCUUGCUAAAAUCCUUUUUCCGAAAACUUCCAGAGCCUCUCUUCACAAACGAAAAAUAUGCCGAUUUCAUAGACGCCAACAGAACUGAAGACGCAGUUGAGAGGUUGAAAAUACUGAAAAGACUGCUUCACGAGCUGCCAGACCAUCAUUAUGAGACUCUGAAGUUCCUCUCUGCACAUCUCAAAACUGUGGCUGAAAACUCAGAAAAAAACAAGAUGGAGCCGCGGAACCUUGCAAUAGUUUUUGGCCCAACCCUGGUCAGAACGUCCGAGGACAACAUGACUCACAUGGUGACUCACAUGCCUGACCAGUACAAAAUAGUGGAGACACUAAUUCAGCAUUAUGAUUGGUUUUUCACAGAAGGAGCCAGCGAAGACCCUCGGACCCCAGUCCGUGAGGAGAAUACAGUUGAGUCUCAGCCAGUGCCAAAUAUAGAUCAUUUGCUCCCCAACAUUGGGAGGACUGGCACUUCUCCAGGAGAUGUAUCAGGUAACUGGCCUGCACCAGAUGAUCUGUGGGAUUCAGCCACUAGUGACUCUGCAAAAUCAAAGGGGUCUUGGGGAUCUGGAAAGGAUCAGUACAGCAGAGAUCUGCUGGUGUCCUCUAUUUUUGCUGCCGCAAGCCGUAAAAGGAAGAAACAGAAGGAGAAGCCACAGCCAAGCAGUUCAGAUGAUGACCUGGACAAUGUGUUUCUGCAGAAGGAGCCUUCAAGGCAGAACCAUGACACUGUGUGGUCUAAGGAUGGCAGUGCAGAAGCAGGGAAAGAGACUGGCGCAUCAAACCAAAAAGGAUGGACAAAGGAGACUCAGGAUGACAAAGAACAGAAUAAGAGUUUUGAUUUGAGGACCAAGGCCAAAAAGGACCACAGAAACUCGUUUUUCUUGAAAGAGAAAGCGUCCUCUGCACAGCCCUCUCCUUCCCCUUCUCCCAGCCCAAAACGCACCAGCUCUCCCAGCCCUAGUUUUCGAAUGCAGCAAGGUGGCAAAUCCUCUCUCUCUGACCCCCCUUCGCAGUUUGAUGAUGCCGUGUCAGACUUGGGGACAAUGAACAGCACAAGUUCCCAGGCCUCUAUCCAUAGGGCACGGCCUAAAAAGUGGACAACCCCUGACAUCAAAGGCAAUGAGUCCAUUGCGGCAGAGAUCAGCUCCAUCACCUCAGAUUAUUCUACCACCUCAUCCAUGACAUACCUAACGGGCAUGGAGUCCAGCAUGCUGAGCCCCGAGGUCCAGUCGGUAGCAGAAAGUAAAGGAGACGAGGCAGAUGAUGAGCGGAGUGAGCUUAUCAGUGACGGAAGACCGAUGGAGACGGACAGCGAGAGCGACUUUUCCGUGUUUGCAUCCUGCUCGGCUCCAGAGAGGAUUCUGCGGGAGUCCCUCCAGGAUAAAGCACAGCAACGUCGUAGAGGGUCCAACGGGAGCGAGCCUGUGGGCACCGAGGGAAGUACCACGCUGAAGUUAGACGGCUGGCAAAUCUUUCCAUCUCAGAAGCUGUCGGAGAGCGACGUGCUCUACAGGAAAAAAACGAUCCAUCAGAAAACCGACAGCGAGUCUUCAGCUGAGGGAAAGAGCGAUAAGGAGUCGAACAGGCUGUCGCGGGUCCUGGAGGUGAUGAAGAAAGGAAAGUCAACUGGGAGCCUGAGCUCCUCAGCCAGGAGCGAGUCCGAAAAGCAGGAGCCGGCCUGGCGUUUGAAGAUUACAGAGCGGUUAAAAUUUCGGCUGAAGACCUCGGCGGAUGACAUGUUUGGAAUCGGGCCGCCGAAGGCCAGGUCGCCCGAGACGCGCAAGAAGAAGAGCAUCAAGCGCAGGCACACGAUGGGCGGGCAGCGGGAUUUUGCCGAGCUGGCCGUCAUGAAUGACUGGAGGGGCCGCGAGCAGGGAGGGGGCGAUCUGGAGUCGGAGCUGUCCGCGGUGGACCGCUUGAAGCCCAAGUGCCACUCGCAGGACUUCUCCAUCAGGGACUGGAUUGCGCGGGAGCGCUGCCGUGCCAGCAACCCCGAAGUCGACGUGGACUCGGCAAAGGAGCCACGGGCAGCCGCCAGAGAUGACGAAGGCCCCUCCAAGUCGACGACGCCUUUCUCCGCCCAGGAUGAUGCUGAGGGCCCCGGCGGUUUAACCGCGAUCAGCAGGCCUCCCCCCUCCGCGUCGCCCGGCCCCCGCACAGCCGAGCAGCCGAACGGCGACAGCCUUCAGAGCAAGAGCAAAACGAGCCUCAGCCUCUCGGCGGACGCACACCCGCACAAGUUAUCCGGCGCCCAUGUUGUGAGGUCACGGUUCUAUCAGUAUCUGUAAAACCGCGAGCGAGUGUGUGCGUAUGUGUGCAUGUACACUCCCGAUUGGAAUCAUAGGACACCAGGAAAUGUUACUGAAAUACAGUUGAAGGAAGGAUUGGCAGUACGUGGCGGUAAUGUCUUGGCCUUCAUGAGAGAGAGACGUGAUGGUUCGCUGGUAUUUUGUGAAGGGACUUGAAAGCCCCCCCCUCCUGUUGCCUCCCAUCAGUGUGUUAACAGAGACAGCUGCCCAUACACAAGGCGUGCUGUUACUUGAUGUGAAAGGUUAGAAGUGUGUUGCGACCUACCUACUUCCCCAUGUGAACCUAAUCAUCUCCCAGAGCACUUUUUUUUUUGCACAGUACGCUGCUGCUUUGUCUCAGUUUCAUCUUGUGCGAAUCUCAGCAGGGUUCAGGUCAGCUGGAGGUCAGUGCCUUUUUGUCACGUUGAAAACAAUUUCACCCACAAUGCACCUUCUUGGGGGUGUUGCGUGAUGUCGAAGAGUGGGAUUAAUUAUAUAUUAUAUGGUUCCUUUAGGAACCUACCUACUCUAUUUGAUUUACAUUUUUUGCACUGUUACAACAAAAACGCACCCAAUUUUUCUGUGCUGCCACCUCUAGUAUUUUAUGUGCUCUAGAAUGUUAAUUUUGUUAAAUCAUUUUAAACUUCAGCAAAAGGCAGUUUGUUUUGAAUAUUUGCAGUUGAAUGUUCUAGAUAUUCAUGAUUUUCUCGUCUGAGCAGUAGUGAGAAGGCACUUCUAUUGCCGUUGUACGAGUUUGUGGAAGCUGUCUCUUUGAUGGGAAAUACAAAUCAACAUGAACACACCAUAGGAAACAAUUGGCUUUGCUCACCUAAUGAUCGGUUUCCAUUUUUGUAUUUUUCAUCGUUAAAUGAAACUCUCGAGUUUGCCUUGCAUAGCAAUCCCCUUUUCAAAGAUCCAUGAUCAUCCUCUUGUAUCUCCUUUCACGGAGCCAUCAAAGUUGUACUCUUUUGCUCUACUCUCAUAAGGCUUCAAAGAGUUUUAAGAGCCAGCGGAUGCGUUUCCUGCCUUGCCAAUCCUGGCUCGUCCCAGUUUUUCUCAUCUCAAUUAGUUCUGCUCCAUAAAAUUUUGAGAGGAAUACAAAUGCCACAACAGGAGCGGUAAAAUGUUACUUCAGCAUUCAAGUCUGACAUUUCUUUUGAUGAGAUAUCAAACUUCUGCUAAUGUUUUUUUUUGUUCAGUUUCCCUGAAUUUCUGUAACAUUUGCUGGUGUCCUUGUAAAUUUGACAGUGUAUGUGUAUAUAUACACACUGUGUAUAUGCUGAGAAGCACUAAAGAACACAAAUGCAGUUGAUUUCCAAUACUCAUUUGUUGCCUUUUUAAUGUGACUCUGCAUAUAUAAUAUGGGUUACUGUGCAAGUUUUUUUUUUUAUAUAUAUAUAAGGAUAUAACAGUACUUGGUAAAUACCUGAAAUUUCAUACACUGUCUUGUUUUUAGCAACAUCAUGGCUUUGAAGCAAAAAAUGAAUUUGGCCUUCUGCUCAUUUUGUCAUACCCCAGUAAUGCUGGAAGACCACAAGGGCUUCAAGUCAUUGGGUAUUUAUUUUAUUACUUUAAAAACUACAGGCUAUAGGUGUCUUAAGUAUUACUGAUGAUUUGUUUGCUUAUAUUAUAGUAGACAUUUACAGAAGCAAGACAAAAGUUCCAUUCUUCCUACAGUAACCCUAUGAAGAAUGUAUAUGCUUGCUGAAAUAUUGAUUAAAUCUAGUUGCUUGUUAUAAUUCUUAAACUGUAAAUAUUUCUGUACUUGAACUGUCUUAUUUUUGUUCAGCCUGCGUAUGGGCUGGUUUCUGUGCUGUGUACUGUGGAAACCCUUUGCAGUGCAUUGUAACAGCCAGACACUCUGUGCUAGUACAAUAAAAAUAAACGUUUUUAUAUGACUGUGUAACAAAAUGAGUACUGAACAACACUUCUGAUGCAAUAUGCUCUGUGUUGUGUUGCAGUUAUAUUACCAUUGCAUUGUCAGUUUCUGGUAACAGAUUGCAAAAACCAGAUUUUAAAUCCCAUUUAUCCAAGAAGAAAGUGCCUCAUUGAAUUGGUUUUGGGUUAGUUAGGGUGCCAUAUUGUCUUUUGUUAAAAUAUUUAAAAUGUACUGUGAAUGACUGAAUUUUAUCUACAACUCAUGAAAUAAUUUUACAGAUCUAAAUACAGGCAGAUUUGAGCUUCCAUUCUUUAGGCAUUCCAGUUGGGUCUUGAAAGUGUUUUAUAUAUUCAGAUUUUUAAUUUUUUUUUUGUUUUUAAUGGGACUUGAAAUGUAUGUAUUUCUGUAAAAUAAGUAACUUAAAUGUAUAUAUUUCAUGUUUAGUUUUUUUUUUUCCAAACGGAUUUGAUAAGUGUUGUAACAUAGGCAUGUAGAUACUGGACCCUGGAAAAACUGGUUAAGUUUUUUCAUCUCUGAAACUGCAUGAAAAAAUGUUUCAUGAAACUGGACAUUGUAUCAUGCCUGUGUACAGUUAUACAGGGGUCUAACCCCUAAACACACUGGAAAUAAAAAUCUUUGUGAUUUAAUUCGUGUGGUGGUGGUGGUGUUGUAAAGAUGCAGGUAUGAAGAUAUACACUACAUAGGAGUUUAUGAAGUUUUUAUUUUUGUAAGUGUCUGCAAUGCAGGAAAUAAAGGUGGAUUUUGUUGUUAAUGAAAAAUGUAUGUAAAGUCAUUGGCAUGGAAUGUUUCUUUCCUUUUGCACAAAAAGCAUUUGAAAUCCCAAUAAUCAUGGAUUGCAGCUUUUAAGCAUACAAGAACCAUGCACAUGCACUAUCAGGAAUGAUGAGGUUUAAAGAAAUUUAAAAAUGAGAAUAAAAACCAUACUCCAUUUCUUAGA